This is a messenger RNA of Sphaeramia orbicularis (orbiculate cardinalfish), 3897 nucleotides long. It is a transcript of the gene dmbx1a, whose product is annotated as diencephalon/mesencephalon homeobox 1a. Gene Ontology annotation, biological process: regulation of transcription by RNA polymerase II. NCBI's taxonomy places the organism in Eukaryota, Metazoa, Chordata, Actinopteri, Kurtiformes, Apogonidae. Gene Ontology annotation, molecular function: RNA polymerase II transcription regulatory region sequence-specific DNA binding; DNA-binding transcription factor activity, RNA polymerase II-specific. The coding region runs from base 257 to 1444 and encodes 395 amino acids. The record is from RefSeq and is a predicted model, not a curated record. The transcript is spliced from 5 exons.
CCACUUCUGCGCGAGACGCGGAGAGAUCCAGAUGAAAGGGAAGCGGCGUGACGGGGAACAGCGCGAGCGCACGGACUGGGACUGAAGCAACAGAGUGGAUGAGUUUUACACCGACACCAACCUGGACAAACACACGGAAAAACUAGCACGAAAAAGACAAAAGUCAGCAGAAAAAAAGAGAAACGUCAAGUCUGAAGAAGUGUCAUCUGUGUAGGAGUCACAGAAAAGAAGACAGAAGAGGUACCCACCUCUCACCAUGCAGCACUACGGGGUGAACGGCUACUCUCUGCACGCCAUGAACUCCCUGAGCGCCAUGUACAACCUGCACCAGCAGGCUGCGCAACAGGCGCAGCACGCACCCGACUACCGGCCGUCCGUGCACGCGCUUACACUGGCCGAAAGACUUGCUGGCUGCGCAUUUCAAGACAUCAUCCUGGAGGCUCGUUAUGGCUCUCAGCACCGCAAACAGCGCCGGAGCCGCACGGCCUUCACCGCACAGCAGCUGGAGGCUCUGGAGAAGACCUUCCAGAAGACACACUACCCGGAUGUGGUGAUGAGGGAGCGGCUGGCCAUGUGCACUAACCUGCCCGAGGCCCGUGUGCAGGUUUGGUUCAAGAACCGCAGAGCCAAGUUCCGCAAGAAGCAGCGUAGCCUCCAGAAGGAGCAGCUUCAGAAGCAGAAGGAGGCGUCAGGGGAAGGAGGUGAGAAGGAGGAUGCACCUCCUUCUACAACUGUCCUUCCUGACACCCAGCUUCCUCCCUCAUCCUCCUCUUCCUCCUCAUCCUCUCUGGAGGCUGAAGGUCCUGUGGUCCGUCCUGUACCGCUGGACAUGGAACUGAACGUCACGUCAGCAGAACAUUCUGGCAGCGAAUCGGCCACUGAGGACAAUGCCACAGAUAAAGAGGAUGAGAAUAAAUCUCAGCGAGGCGAGGAGAUGAAGUGUGAGAGAGCAGCGACACCUGGAGAGGUUUCUUCAGCUUGUAAAAGACUCAGCCCUAAACCAGACUCUCCCCUGGUCUCCCCGUCCGUGACCCCCUCCUCCUCCAGCAGUGGUCUGGCCAGCAGCGGCCCUCUGUCUCAGAGCCACUCUUACUCGUCCUCCCCCCUCAGCCUGUUUCGUCUACAGGAGCAGUUCCGCCAGCACAUGGCUGCCACCAACAACCUGGUGCACUACCCUGCUUUUGAUCUCGCUGCCCCGUCUUCACUCCCCUACUUGGGAAUGAAUGUUAACAUGCCCCCGGCGCCGCUGGGCUCGCUGCCUUGCCAGUCUUACUACCAGUCCCUGUCCCAUCAUGCUCAGCAAGUGUGGAACAGCCCACUGCUGCAGGCAUCAGCUGCAGGCGGCCUCAGCAGCCAUAACAGCAAGACGACCAGCAUUGAGAACUUGCGUCUGAGGGCCAAACAGCACGCCGCCUCACUGGGACUGGACACGAUGUCUAACUGACUGUAUAAAGGACAAUGAACUGUAGGCAACAACCUCAGCCUACACGUCACCACAUCCAACUGCAUCUAUGUGACUGUUAGCUCUUUAGGAACCAUAAACUGAUCUGUUCUUGAGCAGAUGGGCAUGGGACGUCGAAAGAGAUGUCAAAAAAUAAAACAGUCCGUCUGCUACAAACAUCCACAUCGCCAACAGACAAACUACACCUCCAUGGCUUCUUAAAGUUGUCUUAGCUUCUGAAGCAGUUCAAUACAUAACCUUGAACAAAGAUACAUGUCCUCCAACCUGAACGACCAAAUGUGUUGUUUGUCCACCUUCUUAUACAACCCAUAUCUACGUCUGAAGGAUUAGCACAGCAGUCUGCAGAAGAAAGUGUACAAAACGGACUUAAACAUUGAAAGUAAAUCCAAAUACUUACAAUUUGAAGUGAACUGUCAAAACCAUCAAACACAUAAAACCUGUCACAAAAAAUUUACGCAAAUGGAGAAGAUUGAAGGGACUUCUGCACAUAAACUUUUAACUAUUUAUUAAAAAAAUGUUUGCAGUGUUUUGAUACAGUAUUAGUCCAGAGUACUGUAAUACUUAAGUGCAUCAUUUAUUGAAUUACAUAGUUGAAAUGUACUGUAAUAGUAGGUUUUGACAGUGACUCUGCUAUGGCUGGGGCUGAAGGCUGUUGUCGUGAUUACCAUAACAACAUAUCCAGUGGGAUAUGAACACUAGUCUUUGGUGGUAAAAUGGGUUUUUAUUCCAUUUCUCACAUUGUCCCGUAACAUUACAAGCUGACUGGACAGGCCUUCCUGACCUUUUCACGUCCAUGCAACACAUGCUUUCUUGAAAUCAUGCGAUAAUUUUGAGUGAACUUCUAGAUAUCGCUAAACAUUAAGACAUAAAUCUGGGUUGUGAUGAGCAGGUUGUUAAAACGACCUAUGAACAGGUUUUCAACAGGAGGACAGGCUCUUAUAAAAACAUGCAGCAGAUAAAGUGGAAGCUGGACUCAUUUUUUUAACUCAUUACAUACUGUGACGAUAUUUCCGACAGACAUGUUGGACCUGCUUUAAAAAAAAACAUUUUAAAAAGAAUCCCAAAAUUCUGUACACAGUUUAAGUUGGAUGCACUCAGUUAGAGACAAUACAAAAUAAUGUUUACAAGAAUAAUGUGAAUAAACAAGGCACUUUGGGAGGAAUCAGGCUCGUUCGCCAGGUGGACAAAGGUUGUGUAGCAAAGGGACUUUUUCUGUCAAAGGACCAUUGACGAUUCAAUUAAUGCAAUGUGGUUUUCUACAUAGCAUGUACUACACAACUGCAUAUAAAUAAAAAUAAACUCAAGCCAUGUUUUCCUCAACAGCAUAAUUAAAAGUGACUAAUUUACCAGUUUAAUGGCCAGUAAUAUGUCGCUUUGCACAGAGGCUGGCUUGAUAAUGAGAAAAUGAUUUCAGUGACUAAAUUCUCAAAGCUUUUAAUUACAUUUUGCCCUGGGCUGAGGGAGCUAGGGCAAAUGCAAUUAUGAACAUGCAUACCAUUUAAGACUGCAUGCUUAAAUUCAGAAGGUCUUUACACCAAAAUUAAUGCAGCCCCAUAAUUGACAUCACUUUACACUUAAGUUGAUCAGUUUUCUUAUAGAAAGUGAUGACAAAAUAAUGCUAAACAAAUGUGGAAAAAUAGAGUCUGGACUCAUUUUCUCAGCAGCUACUUAAGCCUUAUUCUCUUGAGGAAACAUGCAGCUUUUCAUGAAGAGUAAGACUGAUUGUUAGCACUUGAUGAGGGGAAUCACACAGGUCUCUGAUGAUUUCUUUUAAUAUGUUUGGGAAGCUAAUGUCUUCAUGUGAAAAAAAAUGCACAUUAUUUUAAUAUGUAAAAUACAAAAAAGUAUAUCUAUUAAUGUUUACUGGUAAGGUAUUUGUAAAGUCCCUAUUAUGUUGUAUUAUUGAUCAUGUAAAAUCCCUUCAGCUGUCGGAUUGUAAGAUUGUAUUUGCUGAGCUCACUGGCAGCUUUUUCUAUCCCUCCUCUGUUGGAUGUUUGUGUACCGAUUCUGGGUUAAAUGAAUAUUUUUAUGUUUUUUACUUUAUCUUCUUGAAUUGACUGAUGUUGACUAAAAAGACGCAACAAAACGCAAGCAGUUGAAUGGAAAACUACCAACUCCACUUCCUAGAUUUUCCAAUUCGCCAGAGACAGACAGUCAAAGAAAAUGAGAUGUAUUCAGUGAAUAUUUGACCCAAGUCUUUUUACACACUUCUGUCUCCAGUCUAUUUGAGUUCUGUUGUUGUUCUAAUGUUGUCCCCGCUCUGUCUCUGUCAAACUACAUGGUCCAAUGGUACAUUAGAUAGAUUUAUAAUGGAGGUGGAGGAGAGAGUGAUUGUACUAUGAGCAGUGUUGUUUCCUUGACUUCUCCCUAACAAUGUAGACUUGAACUAGUGUCGUUGUAAAAUAAUCACAAAUAAAAACAUUGCUUGAAGAGCU